Messenger RNA from Penicillium malachiteum, 1314 nucleotides. RefSeq names its product FAD-binding oxidoreductase. Gene Ontology annotation, molecular function: FAD binding; oxidoreductase activity. The record is from RefSeq and is a predicted model, not a curated record. NCBI's taxonomy places the organism in Eukaryota, Fungi, Ascomycota, Eurotiomycetes, Eurotiales, Aspergillaceae. The transcript has 4 exons. The coding region runs from base 1 to 1314 and encodes 437 amino acids.
AUGGAAGUUAUCUGGAAAGCCACCGCACAGAACACAGUCUACGAAGAAGCACGCGUCGGUCGUGUCUUCAAUCAUCGUCGACCUUCGCGUUUCCCUCUAGCCGUUGUAAAGGCAGCCAGUGAGGCCGACAUUGUGCAAACUGUUAAGUUGGCCGUCGAACAGAAAUGUCGCGUCGCGGUUCGAUCGGGUGGCCAUUCCUGGGCUGCGUGGAGCGUACGCGACAAUUCUAUCCUCAUUGAUCUCGGCAACUAUAAGCAGCUGGAAGUCGAUGCGGAGAAUAUGACAGCCAAGGCUACACCCAGUAUGACUGGCCGCGAGCUCAAUUCGGUCCUUAUCAAAGAGCAUGGCUUGAUGUUUCCUGGUGGACACUGCCCGGACGUGGGGCUGGGUGGAUUCUUGCUUCAGGGUGGUAUGGGCUGGAAUUGUCGGAAUUGGGGAUGGGCUUGCGAGAGAGUAGUUGGUUUGGAUGUGGUGACAGCGGAGGGGGAAUUGAUCCACUGCAAUUCAACUCAAAACCGAGAUUUGUAUUGGGCGGCUCGAGGUGCUGGUCCUGGAUUCCCUGCUGUUGUCACACGAUUUCAUCUUAGCUUGCUUCCAUACCCCAAGAAAGGCUUCCGAUCAUCGGGAUAUAUAUACCCCAUGAGCAUGUACCGAAAGGCUUUUGACUGGAUCCUAUCCAUAACGCCCAGCUUUGACAACGACACCGAGAUCGCAGUUAUUUCGCAAUAUGCUGAAGAGGAAGCACUCCGCCUAGCUCAAGAAACUCGCCCAGAUGGAGCUGUUGAAGAAUGGUUCUGCAAGGAAGACAGUCUGGAUGAACAAUAUGAUAAUCAAGAGCGGGCAAACCCAGAGAAGCACCGCUACUGCGCCGAGAAUGCUUAUAUUAAGAAUGAUGCUGACGUUCCGGCUGUGCUGGAAGAGGCGUUCACAACUCUCCCACAUCGGAAAGCAUUUGCCUUGUGGUACCCCAUGAAUCCAUGCAGCCGACGAAAGCUACCAGAUAUGGCUCUCAGCUUACAAUCUGAUCAUUACUUUGCUCUCUACACCGUGUGGGAAGAUGAAUCAGAUGAUGUGAGGUGCCAGGCUUGGGUGAAAAAUGUUAUGAAAAGAGUUGAGCGUCAUUCCGUCGGCGCAUACCUUGGGGACUCUGAUUUCCAGGCACGCAAGACGAAAUUCUGGGCAGAUGAUAACGCAAAGCGAUUGAUGGAAAUUCGUCGUAAGUGGGAUCCUAAAGGAAGAGUAUGCGGCUAUUUGGAUCAGGAUGAUCAGUCGGGAACUACGGGGCUCACGAAUGCUCACGAGUGGAAGCUGUGA